Cyprinodon tularosa is the source of this 7209-nucleotide messenger RNA. RefSeq names its product mesothelin b (gene mslnb). NCBI's taxonomy places the organism in Eukaryota, Metazoa, Chordata, Actinopteri, Cyprinodontiformes, Cyprinodontidae. The coding region runs from base 197 to 7132 and encodes 2311 amino acids. The record is from RefSeq and is a predicted model, not a curated record. The transcript is spliced from 63 exons.
UUGGUUUUUCCCCCGUGCUGCACUGAGGAAGCCUCCUUCAUCACCAGUGACAUCGUCACAAGGCAACACACCCAUUGCAGGUACACCUGAGUCUCAGCUGUUAGUAUAGAGACGCUCCACAGCACCUGAAGGACUCCACAUACAAACAAGUGAUUUUCAACACAAAGCCCUGUGAUCCCAUGAGACUGGCUAUAUCAUGAAAACACAUUACCUAUUCCUACUGAUCUACCUCUUUGGAACCACCUUUGGAGCAUCAAGCAGAAAUGGGAAUGCAACAUGUGGGACAGAAACCUGUACUCCGGAGCCAGAUGCGACCUCUGGCUUCCUGCAGUGUGUCGGCUUGCCCUCCGGAGACACAGAAAAAGGCCACAUGCACAGACUGAAGGCAAUGCUGGAGGCCAUGAUGGAUGUCUACACCUUCAUGAAAUCCAGCAUGACGGGUGUGCCGAUCCUGAGCCUGGAAGGAGCUUUGGAUUUUAACCCUGCAGCAGAUCCUUUUCAGAACGAAGCCCUGGUUCAGAUGUGGCUUGAAGUCAAAAUAAAACCACUGUUGGGUUCAAUCACCAAACACUUCCUGUCAUGCCUCAGCACCAAGAAUUUCAGUUGCUCCACUUAUCAGACUGUGGUGAGAGAGAUCAGCCGCCAUUAUUCAGAGAUGAACCCAGUCAGACAAAAGUGGAUCUAUACGUUCUUCAUGUACCCCUUCCUCUCUGGAGACAGAGUUGCAGGUUGUGUAAACCCAGAUGAAAGCAGUGAAGAAUGGCUGAUGAAGAAUUUUGGCGCCUUCAGAUGGAUGGCUCGAAUGGAGGACUUCUCCAGCCUCAGCAUGGUCUUCAGUGGUCUGGAGGUCCUCCACCUGCUGUCUCCUGCUCAAAAGGCAGAGCUGCUCUUAAGGCCUGAGGUUGCUGGUUUAGACAAUGGCACCCUAACGCUGGUUUUUGACAGCUUGUGGAAUGGGGAUUCUGGCCCUCAAACGACUCCCAGACCUGGAAACACAUCAGUGGUGCCAUCUGGCCAUUCAUCUCAACAAAGCACCCUCAAAGAGAUUGCAGAUGGAUUCAUGAUGGUUUUUAGACCAAUUGGGAGUUUUGCUCAUGAAUUUGUGUCCUUUACACGUCAGAGAAAUGUUUCAGAGAUAAAGAGCACCACUCUGACUCAGUUCCUGCUCAACUUCACUCUGGCUGAGCUGGCCGGCAUGUACAGCACCAACAACACGUACAUGGUCCCAGAGACCCCACAGUUUGAUGUGACCAAUGUGGAAGACUGGUUCCAGCAGGUGGUGCUGCCACUGCUACGCAGGUUCCUACCAGAAGAGGGAGCCAUCAUCCCGCAGAACAUCACAAUGGCUUUUCACCAGCUGUACUACUUGAAUCAGACUGAUGUUGAGGGAAACGAAUAUGAUGAAAUCAAUGAUGUGUGCAGCGUAACCCUGGACAAGGCACCAUGUGGGCUGACUGAUGCAGUGGUGAACAUAGCCCAUGUUUUGCACUGUGCUGCUCGAAGUGAGCUGACGAUGACAGAGACAACGAUCAUGAGAUUGAUAACUGAACUGGCUAAGCGUCUGAACUCCCUGGUCAAAGAGCUUUCCACAACAAACAUUGCAGAGCUGGUGUCAGACUUUAGGGAGAUAUUCAACGACACCGACCCCCAGUCUCUGACACAGCAUCACCUGGACGAUCCAGAGUUCAUCGAACUCUGGUUCCAGGUCAAACUGCUGCCUCUUCUCCCAGACGUAGACCCAGACAUCCUCUCCUGUCUGAGCACCAAGAACUUCUCCUGCCCCGUUUACCAAACUCUGGUUGCAAAACUGAGUGAUUCCAUGAUGCAUAUGGAUGCUCCUGACAUGUACAGUCACAACAUCUACAAGUAUUUCAUCUAUUCUUUCCUGCUGAAUCACAACCACUCCGAGCCACGGUGCCAAUCCCCAGCCAAUCAGAGCGCAGAAUGGGUGGAGAUAAAUUUUGGGUUCUUCUCAAGAUUUGCCUCUGUCAUGGACUUCUAUGAGCUCAACCCACAUUUCUCUGGACUGGAAGCUCUGCAUGUCCUGUCUACGAAGCAGCUGGCAGAGAUGCUGCUGAUGCCUCUACCAACGCCACCAGAGAAAGAUGUUGUCAUCCAUCGCGUGUUUGACUUCCUGUUUGAGUCUCCAGAAGACAGAAAACUGACAGAGGUUCUGCACUUUAUGGUGGAGCUAGCCCAAGAGGUCAAUUCUUCCUGCAAUGUCUAUAAACUCAUUUUUGAUCGACUGGACGAAGCCAUAACAAUGCUGUCUCCAGACUUGGAAUCGGCUAUUUGGGCUAGCAUAGAACAACUGAUGAGCGUUGCACCAGAGGAAUGUGUGCCAACAGACAUCUCUUGCCCAGACACUAAGAUCAACAGUACUCACAUCUGCAAAGGCAUCAACAGCUCUCCUCUUCAGACCUACUUCAACAGCUCCCAGCAUGUUUCCUGUAACUUCACUCUGGAGGAAUAUGCUUGUGCACAGCUGGAGGACUUCACGGCUGAACAUCUGGCCUCCCUUAUGAGGUGUAAUCUUCCUGGUAAAAGCAGUAAUUCCAGGGUUCUAUGGAAGCUGCUCCUCACCAAACAUUCAAGUGUUUUGAACCGAGCACUGGACCUUCUGGCUAACAUGUCAAUGGGAAUGAUCCCAUCAGCCGAGGCGAUUUUGGAUGUGGUUGUGGAAAUCAGGUUGUCGUCGCUGACCGAUCAGGACCUGAUGAACAGCAGUGUGAUCAGGCUGUGGUUCAUUGAACGUCUGGGCAGUUUCUUGCCAUCUGCUUCAGGACGUUUCCUGCUCUGUCUGACCAGCAGGAACUUAAGCUGUGUGUCAUACCACCAACUACUACAGGUUUUUGCUAACAACUUCAAGAAGAUGCCCCUGGAGCAACAGCAGGUGAUCUUAAAGGAUUUCGUCCUUCGUUUCCUUCAAAAAUCCAACUCCGGCAAUCACUCAGAUCCAGGAUGUUUGUCCUCUUUCAACAACAGUGCACAGUGGCUAAAGGACAACUUUGGGGCAUUUUCACAACUGGUGUCUCUCAGAGAGCUGCUUCUUCUCAACCAGUUGUUCAAACCUCUGGAGGCUAUACAGGUCCUCUCACCCAAGCAAAGAGCUGAACUGCUGGGAAUCACUCCUCCUGAAGACACAGACAAAGUCAUCAACAUCCUCUUUGAUUACAUGACCCAAGCACCAGAGGAAAGAGGAUUUACAGAGUUCCUGUCAUUCCUAUCCCAGUUCACUGAAACGGCAAACCUUUCCUGUUCAUCCUACAUAAAACUCUUCACCAGACUGGAUGUUGCCUUGGUAACAGCUUCUCCUAACAUAGCUUCCUCCAUCACAUACACCAAGAUGGCUUUAUCCAAGCAACUACCACAUGACUGCAUCAUCUACAGUGGAGAGUGCAAUGUAACAAUGACAAAUGAGACAGAAAUCUGUAUGAGAGUCAACAGCACAAAGCUUCAGAACUACUUAGACAGCAAGACGAUGGCGGGACAGCACUGCACCUUCUCUGUUGAGGAAUUUGCCUGUGCCUCACUGUCAGAUCUAAAAGCUGAGGACCUGGUCGCCAUGCUGAGUUGUAACAGGACCUCCAGCUCUAAUGGCUCUAAACUCGUCUGGAAGCUAUUCCUUUCUAAAGCCUCUAGGGUCCUGGAUGAGGCUCUGGAUCUGAUGGCUGACAAUAUGCUCGACCCCAGCAGUCCCUCCACCUCUAUGAUCCUGGACUCCAUACGAGAACUCCGGUUGGAUUUUGUCGACACGGUCACCUUUAUCAAUCCCGACUUCAUCCAGAAGUGGUUUGGCCGCCGCCUUCGUCCGUUCCUGCCAGCAGUUUCCAACAGCUUCCUUUCAUGCCUUUCCUCAAAAGCACUGAACUGCAGCACCUACCAGCACAUUUUGAAAAUGCUGAAUGAGAUCCAGCCACACAUGAUGCAUGAAAGGCAGAUGUCUGUCUUCACUCACUUCAUAAGGGUUUUCCUGACAAGGAACAACACUGCAGAUCCAGGAUGUUUGUCCUCCUUCAACAACAGCACACAGUGGCUAGAGGACAACUUUGGGGCAUUUUCACAACUGGUGUCUCUCAGAGAGCUGCUUCUUCUCAACCAGUUGUUCAAACCUCUGGAGGCUAUACAGGUCCUCUCACCCAAGCAAAGAGCUGAACUGCUGGGAAUCACUCCUCCUGAAGACACAGACAAAGUCAUCAACAUCCUCUUUGAUUACAUGACCCAAGCACCAGAGGAAAGAGGAUUUACAGAGUUCCUGUCAUUCCUAUCCCAGUUCACUGAAACGGGAAACCUUUCCUGUUCAUCCUACAUAAAACUAUUCACCAGAUUGGAUGUUGCCAUGGAAACAGCUUCUCCAAACAUAGCUUCCUCCAUCACAUACACCAAGAUGGCUUUAUCCAAACAACUACCACAUGACUGCAUCAUCUACAGUGGAGAGUGCAAUGUAACAAUGACAAAUGAGACAGAAAUCUGUAUGGGAGUCAACAGCACAAAGCUUCAGAACCAUUUAGACAGCAAGACGAUGGCGGGACAGCACUGCACCUUCUCUGUUGAGGAAUUUGCCUGUGCCUCACUGUCAGAUCUAAAAGCUGAGGACCUGGUCGCCAUGCUGAGUUGUAACAGGACCUCCAGCUCUAAUGGCUCUAAACUCGUCUGGAAGCUAUUCCUUUCUAAAGCCUCUAGGGUCCUGGAUGAGGCUCUGGAUCUGUUGGCCGACAAUAUGCUUGACCCCAACAGUCCUUCUACCUCGAUGAUCCUGGACUCCAUACAAGAACUCCGUUUGGAUGUUGUCAACCUGUAUGCCCUUAACAAUCCCGACUUCAUCCAGACGUGGUUUGGCCGCCGCCUUCGUCCGUUCCUGCCAGCAGUUUCCAACAGCUUCCUUUCAUGCCUUUCCUCAAAAGCACUGAACUGCAGCACCUACCAGCACAUUGUAAAAAUAUUGAGUGAGAUCCAGCCACACAUGACCCAUGAAAGGCAGAUGUCUGUCUUCACUCACUUCAUAAGGGUUUUCCUGACAAGGAACAACUCUGCAGAUCCCACCUGUAGCUCCGGCACAAGCAACAGUGGAGACUGGCUGAAGAAGAACCUCGGAGGGUUUUCUGACCUCGUCUCUAUCCAGGAGCUUCAGGAGCUCUACCCCAACUUCUCACCCACGGAUGCCCUGGCAUACAUGUCUGUCGAUCAGCUGGUGGCAUUAUCCACAACACCUGGCCUGCUCACAUCUCCUGACCAGGUUAUCAUGGUGAUGAGCUAUGUCCCUGACCACAAGCUCACCUCCUUCUUUGAUGGGUUCUCAACUUCCAUCGCGGGUAAUGAACACUUGAUGCCCUCUACUGUGAGGUCUGCCAUGCUGCAAGUCGUCUUCGACCGUGCAAACCUGUCCCGUCAGUCAGUGGGUGAUUCAGAGGUAUCCCAGUGGUUCCAGUAUCGACUGCCUCCUCUGGUCAUCAACCUGACCUCCUCCCAGGUCAACCCAUAUUUCCAGAUAAUGCAGGGAAGGAACUGUAGCAUCGAGCGUCAGGGGGUAAAGCUUCUUAAUUCGACGAUCCACACACUGAGCAGUGAUUCACAGAAGGAAAUCUACAACCAUAUCAUUCUGACUCUGAAAGCCUCUCCAGCUCUCCGUUGUUAUGGUAGCAACUACAACAACAGCUUCUACAGCUUCGUGGAGGACUCGUUCAUGGGGUUCCAGUUCCCCAACCUGACCAUCUUCCUGUCCCUCAUGCCUCCCGACAGAAAGCACCUGCUAUUGAACUCCAUGCCUCCUUCACAUCUGGGGAAUUUGUUGCGUCGACAAGAUGUUAUUGAAAACGAAGCGCAGCUCUGUGAUCUCUACAGCAGCUAUGACAACACACCAGUGUUUUUGGAGACUGAGUCUCUGCCGGCUGAGGUCAGGCGUCCCACUCUGCCUUGUGUUUGGCCAACGGCCCUCAGCAGCUCCAGUAGGUCAGAGGCUGACGCUUGGUUCGACAGACGUCUAGAAAACUACUUGGUAUUCCUCUCAAAGAGUCUGAUCAGUCCUGAUGUUACAUACAACACAUCCUGUCUGGCCUUCCAGAAGUUCGUCUUGGUUCUUGAUAAAUUCAACUACACUGCAGCAGAUUUUCAGCGGCAAGACAUGUUCGACACCAUCAGGGCUUAUCUCCAAUCAGCAACAACGCCAAGAUGUUAUGAUUCCAACGACCCGCAGCUGAACUCAACCGCUUGGUUUGCUGAGUACAUCGGCCCUUUCAUGCCAUUCCUCACCCCAGAGAUUCUUCAGACCUUUGGAGCGAAUGAGGCUCUGCAGGUGUUCACAGUAAACCCAGCCAACAUCGCGCUCCUCAACCAUUCAGUCUUACCACAGAACCUCACUGACUUUUACACUCAGCUGGUCUACCAGCAGGACAGUAACUUCAACCCACUUCUUCUUCCUUUAUUGUGCCGGUGUGUCGCUCCUGGUAUGGCCUUCACCCAGCUGACUGCAGAAGAAAGUUUGAUAGUAUUGGAGAACCUCACCAUCGUGUGUCUAGAUCUGGAUCCACAGAUUUCUGCUGCUCUUUCUAGUAACUUUGGUAACAACGUCGAUUCCAACACCAUUGCCGCCCUGGGCAAUCAAAGCACCAGCAUGUCUACAGGCCAAAUCAAGAACAUAAAUCCUCAGGAACUUAUCAAUUCCCUCAGUAUUCUAAGCAGUGUGAUAGGCUGGAGCGACGGACAGGCUAAGACAAUCGUUGCGUCGCUGUUGUUGAUGAUGAAGAUCAAUAACUCUUCAGCUCUGUUUAUGCUGGGUUCUCUUGUUACUGGGGUACCGGCCAGGGUUUUCGGCCAAAUGAACGCUUCCGAUAUUUUGGUUGCAUCCAAAAACCCCUCGCUCAUAGGACACAUGAUGUCGGCUCCAAAGGUCAUCCAGCAAGUUUUUGUCACUAAGAUUGUUUCUGCUAACAACAACAACGAGAUGAUAAUCGAGAACGUUCCAGAUGAAAUGGCCACGGAGAUCCCUCGGGUUCUGCUGCAGGGCUUUACAGUCAAAGAAACCGUCAUCACCAGACUCAACAGGAAGAAAUGGAAGCGGGAGCAGGCUGAGCUGUUUUUUGCAGUAAUUGCUCAGGAAAAUUCUACAGCUAUGCUGGGAAGUGAAAAUGAGUGAGUCAAACAAUAUUUCUACCAAUCUGGUUUGAAGUUAUGUAUGCAGAGUAUGUAACUGUAUAGUUAAGACUGCUCAGU